Messenger RNA from Lotus japonicus, 2759 nucleotides. Its product is annotated as DDT domain-containing protein DDR4-like. Gene Ontology annotation, biological process: regulation of DNA-templated transcription. Lineage: Eukaryota; Viridiplantae; Streptophyta; Magnoliopsida; Fabales; Fabaceae. The transcript is spliced from 12 exons. Gene Ontology annotation, cellular component: RSF complex. The record is from RefSeq and is a predicted model, not a curated record. Bases 308 to 2419 code for a protein of 703 amino acids.
UGAGCAGUUUUUAACCUGAAAGUAAAAGGGAAAACAGAGUAGAGUUGUAGCAAUUGACCCAAACUGAAGCCAAAUCCAACCUCUCACACACACCAAAUUGCUGGUACUGUUAACUCUUCCUCUUGUUCACCAUUCAAUCAACACAAGUUCACAACACAACACACUCUCUCUUCCUAUUUUGCAAUCUCUCUGCAUAUUCACAACACCUCAUAGAUAGGGUUUCAACUUUCAACCACCUUUCUAUUUGAGGGUUUGGAUUGGACCCUUUGGUCCUUCCUUCCCAUCCCCCUUUUUGAUCUCCGCCACCAUGUCCGCCGGAUCUCCUCCUCCGGUUCCCGCCGAACAAUCCUCACCGUCGCCGGAACCGGAACCCAAUCCACCGACCAUCAGGAGGAGCAGCCGCCCCUCCCGCGCGUGCGCCAUCCGCGCCGCUUCCCGCCUCUGUUCCGACCCGCCGGCGAUCGAACGGAAGGAGGACUUGCCGCCGGCGAAAUGCAGUAAGAUCGUCACGCAGCUGGCGGAACCGCCCUCGUCGCCGUCGCAGCUGCCGCGGUGGAACCUGCGGUCUAUGUGGGAGUUUGCUUCCGUGCUCAACUUCUUGCAUCUGUUUAGGCCUCUGUUGAAUAUCUCACUGGAAUUCUCAGCUGAAGAGUUUGAGACAGCUCUGCUUACCCCCAAUGACACUUUGUUUCAUAUACACAUGCCUUUGUUAAAGGCAAUCCCUCCUGUUACACGAAUGGCACUCACACGCGACACUUGGAUAACCGUAUUAUGCAGGAAAUUGAGAGAUUGGUGGCAUUGGGUUGCCGAUGGGGAUCUUCCAAUUGUUGCUUCACAUGGGGCGGAGAUUGAAGUAUAUAAAUCACUUGAUCCAGGAGUCCGUGUUGUCAUCUUAAAAGCAUUAUGUGACAUUCGUGUUGAGCAAGAAGAUAUCCGAAGUUAUAUUGACAACUCAAUCAAACAUGGUGUUCAACUUUCAACAUUCCGUAAAGAGCGUAUUGGAGGUGAUUCAAAUGGAAUUUCUUAUUGGUAUGAAGAUGACCCCAUGAUUGGUCAUAGGUUGUAUCGAGAAAUAAGGAAAACUGAAGUGGUUCAAAUGAAGAAAGGGAAAGCAAGAGGUUCCCAGGUUCUUUCCAGUACAUCAUACCAGUGGGAAGCUGUUGCUACCAAUUUUGAUGAAUUUCAAGAUGUUUCUGAGAAGCUUUUCUCAAGUAAAAACAGAACAGAAGCUUUAGUGGGGAAAAAGCUGAAGAUAGACAUGCUUCCUGAAAUUGAGAAAGCUCAUAAGAAAAAGGAGAAGUUGCUGAAAAAGCAACAAAGAGAAGCUCUUCUUCUUGAUAAUUACUUGGUUAUGGAUGGGUUUGGUCCUGGGCGUUCACUUCGUGACAGGAAACGUGUUACCUACACUUUUGAUGAUUAUGAUCGCUCCAUCAGUGAGGCAAUCAAAGUAACAAAGCAGAAACAGCCAUCCCCAGAACCUAUGCGCCGGAGAGAAUCAGUAGCAAAAACUGAAGCUUUGACAAAUGGUAAUCAUGGUCCUUCACAUGUUGCUGCUCAACAUUUAAAUUUUGGUAUGCCAUCUCCAGAAUCACCUGACUUAGAUGAUGAUGAGGAGGAAGAUCAUAAAACUGACGCAUUGGGUGGAAGGCGGCGAAGACUGAGACCUAAGCGGUAUUCAGAGAAUGAUUCCAUUGAAGAAGGACCAGGUAAUGAGGCAGGCUUUGACAGUGAUGAUGAUAUUGUUGGAGAGGUUGUGUAUGAUGAAGAAUAUCUUAAGAAACGUAAGCAGAGAAGGGAUAUUUCUAGUAGCUCUGAAGGAGAUGAAGAAGAUGAAGAAGAAGAUCAAGGGGAUGAAUAUAAUCUUGAAGAUGAAGAAGAAGACGAUGAUGAUGACGAUGACGACGACUUGAGCAUCAGUGAGGAUAGUGAUAGUGACAAACCCCGCAAAGUUAAACAAUUGCCAGGUCGUACUAGGAGGGAAACUAAACGGAGGUCUGUUGAUGAGAUUCAAUCAGGUCUAAGACGCAGUAAGAGGGCAACUAGAAAUACUAUAAACUACCAACAAUAUGAACUGUCAGAAUCAGAAACAGAGGUUACUAAACCUGAGAAGUCUGAUGCAUCCGGUGACCACUCAGAUCCAAGUGAGAAUGGGGAAUAUAUGUCAGAAAGUGAAGGUUCUGGCAAUGAUGGUGAAGAUCAUGAAAUGAAAGUAGAUGAGCCUGUUACUUUUCCUGCAGUAGAAGAAGAGAAUGAACUAAACCAGCCUGCUGCUGAGAAAUUAAGUAGUCCAGGUCAGGAGGAAGCUGAGGGCAUGGGAAAGAGACGUUUCCUUGAUUUGAAUGAGCUUGCCCCUAGCCCUGGUUUUGAUGAUGGUCCAAUUCCAGAUACCAUAAUGAAAGACGAAGACAAUGAUUACUGAAGCUUCCUUUUCUGCAUGAUGGCAGAGAUAGCAGUUUUCUAUCAUGGAAGGCAAUGUGUAUGUAUGAUAAUAGAACUAUAAAUAUUGUUAUGAGCCUCAGUAAGUUAGGAUCAGGUCUCUUUCUAUGGCAUAACUGAGCAGCCCUUGGAAGCAGCAUGAUACUGAGUUAUGUAGAUUAGGUAGUUAUUCUUUUUUAGUGUUUCUACAUUCAAAGAGUCCAGCAAGAUGAAAUGAGGAACUGUUGGGUGUUAUUUAGCACAUCCAAUUGAUGUAACAAUAACUGUUAAAGGUACUGUAACCUGAAAAUAGAUGUGGCUUUCAGCUUGCUACUUCUGAUCUG